UUAUCUAAGGGAGGUAACUGUGAUUGAAACCGCCACACCACCAUGACUGGGUCACAGUGCAGCAGGAUCGCACAGCUUGUUAGUACCUGCGGCGUUCAGUUACUGCAUCGACACAACGGAGGCAGAUGUAGCUUCGUUACAAGAAAGUUCUUGACCACGUCAUCACAGCAGUCGGAGCGAAGCAGUCCACUGGAAGGAAUACGAAUUCUAGAUCUCACCAGGGUUCUAGCAGGGCCGUACUGUUCUAUGUUGUUGGCCGACCUUGGAGCAGAUGUGAUCAAAGUGGAACGACCAGGUGCAGGAGAUGACAGUAGGAGCUGGGGACCCCCUUUCAAAGGCACAGAGAGUGCGUACUUCCUAUCUGUCAACAGAAACAAAAAGAGUAUAGCAGUAGACUUGAAGAAACAGAAAGGUGUUGAGAUUGUCCAGCAGUUGGCCGGUUCCUGUGAUGUUCUGAUUGAGAAUUACCUGCCAGGGAAGCUUGGGGAGAUGGGUCUUGGUUAUGAUGAAAUGAAAGCUCUCGUCCCUCAGCUGGUAUACUGCUCAAUCACAGGAUAUGGUCAGACAGGACCCUACAGAUCCCGAGCUGGGUACGACGCCAUCGCCGCAGGUGUAGGAGGCCUGAUGAAUGUCACGGGACCACGUGACGGGGACCCCUGCAGACUUGGCGUGGCUAUGACGGACUUGUCAACAGGACUGUACGCUUUUGGUGCCAUCAUGGUUGCACUACAACACCGUCAGUUAACUGAGAGAGGUCAACACAUCGACUGUAACCUCCUAUCCACUCAGGUGGCCUCGCUUGUGAAUAUCGCAUCGAACUACCUGAAUGCUGGGAUGGAGGCGAAACGGUAUGGAACAGCACAUGAGAGCAUUGUACCGUACCAGGCUUUCAAGACCAAGGACGGGGGAUAUUUUAUGGUGGGAGCAGGAAACGACAAACAGUUUCAGCUUCUGUGUCAGAGGAUGGAACUACCAGAGUUGUUGGAGGACGAGAGGUUUCAAGAUAACAAAGUGAGAGUGGCAAACAGAGACAUAUUGCUGCCUUUACUGGGACACAGGUUUGAGACGAAGACCACCUCACAGUGGAUGCAGGUGCUGGAGGGGUCAGGAAUACCAUACGGUCCUAUCAACAACAUACAGCAAGUCUUCUCCGACCCCCAGGUGGUCCACAACGGGAUGAUACAGGAAUUGCAGCACCCUACAGCCGGGACGAUCAGGCUUCCAGGACCGGCCGUGAGGUACAGUGAGUCCCAGACUGUGGUGCCACGCCCCCCUCCAACUCUUGGGCAACACACACAGGAAGUGCUGCAGGGAAUUCUGGGAUAUUCAGACAGGCAGCUAAAGCAUCUGAUAGAAUCUGGUGUCGUGCAAUAGGGAGAAAUAUGACUAAACAAGUGAAGAUAUUUUAUAUUUUGAAGUUAAGUAACAGAAUUUAAGUGAAGUAUUUAUUCAGAUUUUCGAAUGAAUGAUUAUUUAUUUUUGCUAUAUUAUUGAUAUAUUAUGAAGCAUAUCACACCAAUUCAAAUAUCUUAUGAUCUCAACAGAAAUCAUUUGUCAUUCCGAGUCUUUGAAUGUUCAUUUUUUUAGAAUAACUGUUUCAUUGACUAUGUUUAAAUCAGCAAUGAAAAGGUUUCUGAUUACCGCUUUGUACAUUGUAAAGAUGCAGUGAUAAAGAUGGAUGUAAGUGUUGUACGUUCACGGGAAGGGAGAAACACUGCUGCAACAGAAAAUGAGUGUUGUCACGGCGAUACACAAAAAUAAAAGCAUUAAUAUUAUAAA
Messenger RNA from Haliotis rufescens (red abalone), 1779 nucleotides. RefSeq names its product succinate--hydroxymethylglutarate CoA-transferase-like. Lineage: Eukaryota; Metazoa; Mollusca; Gastropoda; Lepetellida; Haliotidae. The record is from RefSeq and is a predicted model, not a curated record. The transcript has 12 exons. Gene Ontology annotation, molecular function: catalytic activity. The coding region runs from base 43 to 1374 and encodes 443 amino acids.